AUGUCUGCUUCCAACUACGCAGCUAGGGCUAGAGGCGAGACGACUAAACGUCUACUUGCGCAGCUGGUCAACGAAGGAUUGGCAAGCUUGGAUUUUCUUGACGAAUCUCACGACUCUGCCACGCGUCGACCGCGCAUCACCGGACAGAGGGAGGGGAAUGCAGACCGCUGGCUCACUCUUUCUGCAGUGCAUGGUGUUAUCACGACAGGCCAUCUGCGUCCCAAUGACCUUGAGCUUCCUGUCACACUCUGCUCCGGCAAUAAUGAGGCUCUCCAAGACGAUCCAGGUGCCAUCUUUGAGUUUAUCUCGGUGUGGCUUGACUGUAGUGAGGCCAUGACGACAUCAGUUGUGCAAGAGCUGCGCAAUUCUGCAGCCAUGCUAGAGAAAUGGAUGGAGCAUGGCUGGCAGACGCCCACCCUUGACCUGGACUCCUCAUUCUUGGAUUGGGAGAGGUCUGUGGUGGCGGGCCACCCAACACAUCCGUUCCAUCGAACAUGUAUUGCCAACCGCUUGUUGAAGCCGGUUGGACCGGAACAUCUCCCCGGCAUGCUGAAUCCAGAUAUUUCGUUCGUCACUGUCCCCCGCACAUCAGUCCGCACAGCAGGACCCUUUGAGAAACUCAUUGAAUCCAUGAUGAAGCAUUUCGGAAUCUCCGUGGCCAGCUCCCAAGGAAACACCACAGUUCCCUGUCUAACGCAGCAUCUCCCAGCUUUGCUGCAUCAUUUCCCCGAGGCCGAGUUAAUCGAGACAGUACCCAAUGGUGCCGUGGCCCAGGCGGCCAUGCGAACGGUUUCUAUCCCGGGUUUUGCGUACGACGUCAAGUUUUCACUGGCAUGCCUCGUUACGUCCGCACUGCGCGUCCUUCCGUGCUGGUCUGCAGAUGCAGCGCCCAAGUUGACCUGGCUUCUCAAGGAGAUAUCCCCGCCAAACCUGUGGAUAGUUGGCGAGGUUGCCGCCGUGACUGGCAAUCAGCAAGACAUGGCCGAGGCUCGGUACAUGACUUGCAUACUGAGGGAGAAUUUGGAGUCUAGGGCCAAAGAAAAUAACGAAGCGCUGAUACUCUCUUCCGCAUUGAUGGAAAAGCCAAUGGGAGGCUCCCGGACGUACGCCGAGGUGCUCUUCGACCUGCAUACCACGGCCGACAAAGUGCGCUGGUUCAAGAGUUAUGUCCAACAUCUCUUGUCUCUUGCCUUGGAUCCUCUGGUGCGACACCGAGUUGGACUCGAGUUUCAUGGCCAAAACUCCAUUGUCCGCAUCUGCAAAAGGACAAGAGCCAUCAAGGGAUUUGCUAUACGCGACCUGGCAGGCGUCAAACUUCACGGAGCGAGUCUCGUAGCCCAAGGAUUCGAUGUGACGGGUCUUGAGGCCUCGAGCACGGAUGACAGCCACCAGGUAUGGGACAGAGUGCACCACGCCCUUAUUCAGAACAACAUUGGAUACAUGAUGUAUGCGUUGGAGUUGGAGAGAGACCACGAUGGAUGGGGCAUCGUGCGGUCCGCGCUGGCUGAUACCCUUGACGUCGAAAAUAAUGCUCUGGGAAGGCAGAUUUACCAGUAUUUCUUGAGGGAUACCAUGUUGUUCAAGUCGUUCAUCACAAUGAGACUGAUUUCGUCGCUAGACGGUCGCUUCAAGCUUGUGGACACAGAGGUGCCGAAUAUCCUCUGCAAAACGAGCCCGUGGCUGCUUCAAAUAUGUCUAGCCGGAAGCAACAAUCGGGACUUGAUGCAGCAGAAUCUCCUGAAGAGCACAAGCCAAUAUGGACAGCUCCCUGGAGCCUCACGGCGACUCAAUCCAUACCCAGCUGUUCUACCAGUCCAGUUUGUCCAGAAUGUCGAACGCUUUCACGAAGCGCUAGCCGCGGCCCUUGACAACGUUGUUGAACGGUGGUGGAAAGACGUGGAUGCCAACUUGCCGGGACGCAUGCCGCUUGAGCCCCGAGUGGAAAAGCUGCUCAGGUGGAUUGACGAGGGCUCCGACAAAGGCUUCGUCCGAGGCUACAAGGGCCACCAGGGUAACUUGAGACCAGACAUGCUGAUACUCGCCGCGGAAGAGCACGCCGUCCCCCAGUUUCGCGUCUGCGAGAUCAACGGCCGGUUCCCCAUCAACUUCCUUCAUUUCGCGGCGAGUGCCUACGGAGCCUUGGCCGGCUUGCCGUGGAGCAUUCCGCUGCUCAAGCCAGCAACGGAUUACACGAAGCUCCGUGACAGCCUGUUUCAGCUGUUUGACCCGUCGGUUCCUAUUCACUUUGUCGGACAGACGUCCGACUUUCCAAAAGACAGUCCUCUAUUUGGCCUCGUAGAGCAUCGAACUGGCAUGAGACCAAGAUUGGUAAAGCCGUCGAGUCUCGUGUUGAUCCCCAGCGGUUCUGAACCGACGGGAUUUUCCCUCUACUGCGUCUGGGGCGCCGACCCGGCCGUGACCAAGCGGCCCUUGAAGCUGAUUACCGUGGAGGGACGGGUCCUGGAAGAGGUGCACCAGGUAGGAUGCCAACUGUACGAUUUUGAACUCUUCGCCUUGGAUCCGGACAUGGUGCGACACAUUGCCAUGCGGAGCGUCAACGACAUGCGGAGCGUCUUCAUCGCCCACGACAAGCGGAUCCUCGGCAUCCUGCGGCAGGAGCUGGACGCGCUUGUGCACAAACACGGCGUUCUUACUCUGGCGCAGGCGCGGAUCCUCGAGCAGGGCAUCGUGCCGACCAUACUGCCGGGCUGUGAGCGCCUGCGCCAGCUUCUCGAUGCCAGCUACGCGGAUCCCGGAAUCAAGGAUGGGUACAUUCUUAAGCCGUUCCGUCUGGCGAGAGGAUCUGGGAUUCUGCUGGGCAGGGACAUGUCCGUCUCCGAGUGGUGCCGCAUUCUCGAAUCCAUGAAGACGGCCGACUUGCGCUCUUGUACGGCGCAGUACGUGCUGCAGCCGUUGCAGAAGGUGCGGUCUGUCAACUGGUUCUGGGACGAGGAGCGCAUGGUCUGCAGGAGUAAAAUGGUGGGAGCGUAUUAUUCUGUUCAUGGGCGGUUUGUUGGGCUUGGGAGCUGGAGGACCGCGACUGCGUCUGAGAAUGUUAUUUCUGCGUCGAGUAAGGAUGUGACAAGUGUGCUUUCGGCUGUUUACUUGAACAGUUAG
Molecule: messenger RNA, 3117 nt
Organism: Metarhizium brunneum ARSEF 3297
Lineage: Eukaryota; Fungi; Ascomycota; Sordariomycetes; Hypocreales; Clavicipitaceae
Gene: rfs
Product: NRPS-independent siderophore synthetase rfs
Biological process (GO): siderophore biosynthetic process
Source: RefSeq, a predicted model, not a curated record